UCAAAUUUUUUCUUUAAUUUCUUAAGGAAAAAAAAGGGGAAAAAAACAAAUCUCGUUUCAUUUGCUUAUAUUCCUGCCUCCCGUUCUAGGCUGAGGAGGUGUUCGAUAUUGAUCCCACACCUCUUCAGAUUAACCCUUUCUUCCUUCUUCUAAAAAACAAAAACAAAAACAGAAAAAAAUCCUAAAAUUCAAAAAAGAAAAAAAGAAGAAGAAAGGGAUCGAUGGCGUCGUCCGAUAGCCUGAGCGACAAGAACGCUGUUUUCAGAAAGCUGAAAGCAAAAUUAGAAAACAAGAUGUGUUUUGAUUGUAAUGCGAAGAAUCCGACAUGGGCGUCGGUGACGUACGGGAUCUUUCUCUGCAUCGAUUGCUCAGCCGUUCAUCGGAGUCUCGGUGUCCACAUCAGCUUUGUCAGGUCUACAAAUUUAGACUCAUGGUCUCUUGAGCAAUUGAGAAUGAUGGUCUUUGGAGGAAAUAACCGUGCACAGGUUUUCUUUAAGCAGCAUGGAUGGACUGAUGGAGGCAAAAUUGAGGCCAAAUAUACUUCAAGAGCUGCUGAUUUAUAUAGGCAAAUACUAUCAAAAGAAGUCGCGAAAAGUAUGGCUGAAGAGGCAGGUUUGCCUUCAUCCCCUGUUGCUUCUCAGUCAUCACAAACAUCUAAUGGGCUUCUUGAUAGCAAGACUGAUGAGGCUCCUAAAGAAAAUUCUUUAGGCAGGCAAGAAACACCUGAAGUUUCUGCUACACCAAAAGCUUCUCAUUCAGUGGUUACCAGCACUGUCAAGAAGCCUCUUGGUGCUAAGAAAACUGGGAAAACUGGGGGGCUUGGUGCCCGAAAGCUUACUACAAAGCCAAGUGAAAAUCUCUAUGACCAGAAGCCUGAAGAACCUGUUGUCCCUGUUGCUUCCUCAACUAAUAAUACUGCACCUGUUGGCUCAUCUUUUCCAUCUCGUUUUGAGUAUGUAGAAAAUGUUCAAUCUACUGAGUUGAAUUCUGGUGGCCCACAAGUGCUUAGCCAUGUUGCUCCACCAAAGUCAUCAAACUUCUUUGCAGAUUUUGGAAUGGAUAGUGGCUUUCAGAAGAAAUCAAGCUCAAAUUCCUCAAAAGUGCAAAUUCAGGAAACUGAUGAAGCCAGGAGAAAGUUCUCAAAUGCAAAAUCUAUUUCAUCGGCCCAAUUUUUUGGUGAUCCGGCCCGAUCAGCAGACGCUGAUGCCCAAGUUUCUUUGCAGAAAUUCUCAGGUUCAACAGCCAUCUCCAGUGCUGAUCUAUUUGGUCACGGUGCAGAUAAUUCUCUUGACCUUGCUGCUAGUGACCUCAUCAACCGACUCUCUUUCCAGGCACAGCAGGAUAUCUCUAACCUUAAGAACAUGGCGGGAGAGACUGGAAAGAAACUCAGCUCCUUGGCAUCCACUCUUAUUACCGAUCUCCAGGACAGAAUCCUCUAAUUUAGUGUUCUGGCCUUAAAAAAUAUAUGUCGGAGUCUGUUACAUUACCAGCCAAAAUCUUGUGUAGUGAAUGUAAAGCCAUUAUUACAUCAUAAAAAUUCUUUCACAGGACAAAUAAUAUUUGAAAAACCUCCAGGCUGGUUUUCUUACUUUGUAGCACAGGUGCUGUUUUGGGAUAUGAUGGUAUGUACUAUUAGUCUUUUCUUUCAUUUAGUAAUCGUAUCUUAUGACGAUUAAACCAAGCAAGGUUUAAUGCUGUGUAUUAAGAGAGGUAAAGAGUUGAAUUUGUGAAGUACAUUUCUGUUUAAAUUCUGUCUUUAUGGAACUAUUAAUUAAGAAAUUUUGAUAACC
Molecule: messenger RNA, 1790 nt
Organism: Theobroma cacao (cacao)
Lineage: Eukaryota; Viridiplantae; Streptophyta; Magnoliopsida; Malvales; Malvaceae
Gene: AGD9
Product: ARF-GAP domain 9
Biological process (GO): COPI coating of Golgi vesicle
Molecular function (GO): GTPase activator activity
Source: RefSeq, a predicted model, not a curated record